Molecule: messenger RNA, 3014 nt
Organism: Girardinichthys multiradiatus
Lineage: Eukaryota; Metazoa; Chordata; Actinopteri; Cyprinodontiformes; Goodeidae
Product: SR-related and CTD-associated factor 4-like
Exons: 18
Coding region: 228-2504 (758 amino acids)
Biological process (GO): negative regulation of termination of RNA polymerase II transcription, poly(A)-coupled
Cellular component (GO): nucleus
Molecular function (GO): RNA polymerase II C-terminal domain phosphoserine binding; RNA binding
Source: RefSeq, a predicted model, not a curated record
GCGGAGCUCGCUAGAUAGUACUGCAGCUAAAACCCCUCUCGACGGAUCUCUCUUCUACAGGGUGGUAAACCCUAGCUUUUAGCUUAGCCUUUGCGAAAUUUGAUACUUAGAGAGGCAUUUGACAUGGUUAGUUAUAAUGUUUCUGGCUACACAACAUUAUAUCAUUGUGUUUAGUUAAAAGUAUAAAAUAAAUUUAAAAGUUGAACUAUUCGCCAUACUAACAAGUCAUGGAUGCAGUAAACGCGUUCAACGCGGAGUUGUUCGCUAUGAUCGAGAUGAAGCCUCCAAUAUCCCGGGCUAAAAUGAUGUCUGUCACCAAAUCGGCUAUUAAAGCCAUUAAGUUGUACAAACACGUUGUCCAGAUUGUUGAAAAGUUCAUCAAGAAGUGCAAGCCGGAGUUGAAGGUUCCUGGUCUAUAUGUAGUUGAUUCCAUUGUUCGGCAGUCACGGCAUCAGUUUGGUGUUGAAAAGGAUGUUUUUGGACCCAGGUUUUUAAAGAACUUCACAGAUACUUUCCGAAACCUCUACCGCUGUCCGGAGGAUGAUAAGAGUAAAAUUGUUCGAGUGCUAAACCUCUGGCUGAAGAAUGAUGUGUUUGAUAUGGAGAUCCUUCGUCCUCUAAUGGAUAUGGCCAAUGGCACUGUUGUGCCACCUCCUGCUUUGGAAGUUCCUGUUGACCCCCAACCAGAAACUAUACCUCCGGUCAGUAAUGCCUCAGCUGUACCUGUUGUACCGCAGCUACCCACUCCAGAAGCUUUAGCUGCUGUGGCACAACUGUUUCAAACCCCUCAUGCUCAGGAGCUGCAGAGGAUGAUCCAGAACUUUCAGCAGGCAGAUAAGACAGUUGGAGCUCCUACAAUUGGAAAUAACAUAACAAAUCAACCUCAGAUGCCAAUAACCCAGCUCAACCCAUGUAGUGCUGAAACUGUGAAGAAGGGCUCAUUAGCUGAGAAACUACUUGACCGAUUUGACUAUGAUGAUGAACCUGAGGACAUGCCAGUUUCAGAAGACAACAUUCACCUACAAGGUACACCUGAAAAUUUGUUAAACCAGUUUCCUGUUCAGAUGCUAAACACAGAUGUUCAUCCAGAUGUGUUGGGACGGACUGGGGAUGGAAAGCAUAGUGGAGGAGUGAGCCAUAUUGAACAACAUUUGACACCAGAUGGAGUUAAUUCUGUAAAAGAGUCCGACACUCAGUCAUGGGAGAAUUCAGGAGAAAAUUCUUCCAUGAGGCAGGAUGGGAGAGCCAGAGGCUAUAAUGCGAGGUCCAGAUCUGCUUCUAGAUCUCCAAGGAGAAGAUCGAGAUCGAGAUCUUCAUCUCGCUCCAGGUGGUCAAGGCACCGACGCUCUCGCUCCAGAGAACGGCGCUGGAGACCUCACAUGAGUUCAGAGGAUAGGAGUGAAAGAGAGAAGGACAGAGAACGCAGACAGAAAGGUCUUCCCAGCAUGAAGAGCCAAACUCUCAGCGUUUGCAGUACCACACUUUGGGUUGGGCAGCUUGACAAGAAAACCCAGCAGUCUGAUGUAAUGUCUCUUUUGGAAGAGUUUGGUCAGAUUGAGUCCAUCAAUAUGAUUCCUCCAAGAGGUUGUGCCUAUAUUGUUAUGGUUCACCGACAAGAUGCUUAUACAGCCUUAAAAAAACUGAGUAGAGGGUCAUACAAAGUCAACCAGAAACCUACCAAGAUUGCUUGGGCUUUAAACAAAGGUAUAAAGCCAGCACACAAAAAGUUCUGGGAGGUGGACCAGGGAGUUACUUACAUUCCUUGGAGCAAAGUCAAAGUUGAGGAGUUGGAGAGCUAUCAGGAGGGUGGCAUGCUGGAUCCAGAGACACUAAAACCAGAGUGGAACAAUGCCAAGGAAGUUAACAGCCAGGCUGCCGUAAAUGGAGCAUUGGAAAUAGUACCAGAUGUGACUGUCAGUGCUCAUGUUCAGAUGCCAACAGUUUCGCAGUAUGAACCAAUUGGAAGCCCGCCUCCUUUUUCUGCCCCCAUCAUGCUUUCCCCAACGUCCUUAGCUCUAGGAGGAGCUCCUUUCUUACCCACAGAGUUUGACCCUGCACAUCUAGUAGGAGGAAAUAUUAACGCUCCAGUGGAGUCCACAGAAGAUUCUACUGGAAACAAUGAUCCCUCCUCAGCUAUUGGUGAUGGCAACCAGCUCGGCUCUCCAGCAUCACAGGUUUUAAUGCUGCCAAACCCUACAGUCAUGCAGGGUCCCCCCAGACCAGGAAUGCCACCUCUGCAUCCUCCGCUUGGCAUACCAAAUCCUCACAUGCGUCCCUUCUCUGCUCCUCCAAACAUGCAACGCAUGCCCUCGCAAAUGAUGCCAGGAGGGCCGAUGUUUCCGUCAAACAGAUUCAGAAUGCCCCUGCCCUUUCCUCCUCGGGGUCCUCCUUUCCAACGACAUCCAUCCAUGGGACCAGAGAUUAUGAAUGAUGGGGAGAGGGGGCAUUUCCGAGCCAUUAGACCAGGAUUUGGACGCCCACCAUUUCCAAGAGGGAGGUGGUAGAGAAUAGUUUAUAAUGAACCUGAAGGGGAGUCUGUAAAACAUCUGUUAAAGGUUUUCACAAAAUCUGUGUCAGCAAGGAAACCUGUGAGCACCUGGUGGCGCUGUAUCUUCUGUUCAGACUUGCUCCUUUUCUCCGUUUCCGACACUAACAAAUUAAAACACUGUAUUCCGAAGAUGCUCCUGUAAGUUCACCAGAGACGUUUUUUCCUGUUUGUUUUUUGCUGUAUGUCCUGAACAUGCGUGUAUAUAUUUACCUUUUUGUAUAUUUACAUUUGUGUAUGCUCCCCUCUGAUGGCAUUAUAUGUUGUUUUAAAUACUCAGCAUUUCUCUUCUGAAGUACAAAAAAUAAGAGAAAAUCUAUCCUAUCCGUUUUUAGCAGCUGACAUGUCAGAAAAAAAUAAUUUAAUCUGCCGCCAGUAGAGGGUGGAAUAAAUCCUACUUCUAAACCUGUGAUACAUUAAGGUCACACCUUGUACAACUAUGUGCACUGAAUAAAAAAUAUCCACCAUU